GGAACGCCUGUGUUCAUCUUGUCUUGAUCAGCCAUCGCCCGAUCGUCGCAUCGUCGCAUCGUCGCCCAUAUCCCGUCGACCUCUCCUGUCGCAAGCCAGAUGUACGCCUCGAUCGAAUACCGCAAGCUCGGCAACGCCGCAUUCCAGUCCAAGGACUACACAAAGGCUCUCUCCUGCUACAACACCGCUCUGAGCCUCGAUGCCUCAGACUAUCUCUCCCUCUCAAACAUGUCCCUAUGCCAGUCCAAGCUAGGCCUGCACCCACACGCCUACGAGACGGCAAUCCACUGCCUGAAUCUUGCACCGGCCUCGUACGCCAAGGGCUGGGCCAGAGUUGCAUACUCCAUGUUCAUGCUCGGGUUUGCCCGCGAAGCCUUGAUCGUUGCCGCUGCAGGCCUCAGCGCCUGCCCAGGCAACUCCAUGCUGACUGAGCUCUCGAAGGAGAUCAUCUCGGUCCAGUCGGUUAUUCCGCCUGCAGAAAACCUCAAAAGCUUCCUCCGUGCUUUGAAGCGAUACACCCUUGGAUGUCGGUAUAUCCCCGAGUCGCUCGCGGUCGAUGAUGUCGAUGCCCAGUUCGAUCAUUUUGCAGCCAAGGUUGCUCGCUUGAAGCUCACCGGCUCAUCCUACCUGACGAUCGUUGGCUUUCCAAGGCUCGGCAAGGCUCGCAUGGAUCUUGUUGAUGUGCUGAUUGACAAGUGCACCUCACACCCACCCGUAAAGUCGCCGUGGCUGGAUUUGAUUCUGGCUGAUGGAGAGGUGGCCGUCAUUCCCCUGAUCAUCAUGGCGCAUCCCGAGCGGUGGAUGAGCCAGUUCGACAGCCUGCAGCCGUCCAGCCGCCUGCGUGUUCCGAUCGAAAUCGAAUACCAGGAUCUCUUUCUCCAGCUCUUGAUCGUCCUGGUCAAAAACACGGCCCUAUCCAAACCCAUCGUCGACCGCAUCGUCGACAUGUGCAAGGACAUCCUCGACAACUCGCCGCACCCCAAAACUACCGAGCAUAGCCUGCUCUUUAUCCAAACUCAGAGCCGGAAUGCGCAUUUGAUCGAACUUGUGAAACUCUGCGAGCGACAAGAAGAGUGUCUGCCGGUCAUUCGAAGGGCCGUCAUGCGAGACAUGAUCGAUCUCAACAUGUUUGGUGACUGGCGGGCCAUCCUGCAGUACCUUGGCCUCUGGCUCGAUCAGCCGAUUGACCUGCCGCUGCAGAUCAAAACCUUUCAUCUCCGAGCUGGGAGGCUUCACUGGGAUCAGCUUCGCUUCGGCCAGGUCGUCGAGGGCGAGCUUGGCUAUGUGCAUCCCAAAUGCUCCAACUACAUGUGCACCGUCACUUCGACUCCUGCGGAGCCAUUUGAACUGCUAUGCGAGAUUUGCCUACUCCGCCACUGGUGCUCGACGGAAUGCAAGGAUCUGGAUUGCAGUGACCACCAAGCAGUCUGCAGCGCCGCGCCCGAAAUCAUGCGUGACAGCAUGCUCAAGGCCCUCAGCAACGAGUCCUACCGCGCCAAUCCAAACCCUGAGCUGGCCAUGUGCUGCAACUGCGAGGAAUACGAAGUCGAGCCGAACCAAUUCCUGAAGUGCGAGCGUUGCCCGUCUCUGUACUGUAGCGAGUUUUGCCGCGAUUACGAUGCAACUGAGGGCAGCCACGGAUCUGUGUGUCCCGCACCCGAGACGGAUGGAUAGUCGAUCCCCGCACCCUGGUGUCCCUAAAGGAGCCUUCCCAACGAAUAGGUUGCGGGCAAAGUCCAGUAGCGACUAUACAGGCUGAUAUUAUGCGGUUUGCAACGCGAUUGUUCGGCAA
Messenger RNA from Polychytrium aggregatum, 1792 nucleotides. RefSeq lists its product as uncharacterized. The record is from RefSeq and is a predicted model, not a curated record. Bases 100 to 1674 code for a protein of 524 amino acids. The transcript has a single exon. Gene Ontology annotation, molecular function: Hsp90 protein binding. Lineage: Eukaryota; Fungi; Chytridiomycota; Chytridiomycetes; Polychytriales.